Molecule: messenger RNA, 900 nt
Organism: Epithele typhae
Lineage: Eukaryota; Fungi; Basidiomycota; Agaricomycetes; Polyporales; Epitheliaceae
Exons: 8
Coding region: 1-900 (299 amino acids)
Source: RefSeq, a predicted model, not a curated record
AUGUUCGCUUUCGCUAUAGCUGGUCUACUCAUUUUCGUUCCCCAUGGUUCCGCUCAAAGUACAAACGCGAAGUGUGACCCGCAAUAUGCCUGGAUGAACAAUGCUAAGGGCCAGUCUCCGUGUCUGGUAACAUCUUGGCUGCGAACUACAUGUUAUACCGCUGCAGACUCCAGCAUCCCCGCGCUGUCGCCAAAUGGGACCAAUACGGGAAAGUUGUCAAUAGAUCCUUUUCCCAACCCCAUACCACCUCAUACGUCCGUGCCUGCAUGGGCGUAUGGCGACGUUGUGACUUCUAGCAAUUUCAAUGUCGCUCAGGCUGAGGCGGUAGCAAACUCCAAUGCUCCAGAUAGUUCCGCCAAGGCCGGCAUGACCGUUACUAGUGGCACCGCCGUCAUCGAUCCCAACCCUACCUCCAGAUCCCCCGCUUCAGUCACGGACUCGGGCUCUGAUCCCACAGGUACGGGAAGUGGAGACAAAAACCAGGAAGCGACCUCCAGCAAGAGUUCUAACGUCGGUGCCAUCGUGGGAGGCAUCGUCGGCGGGCUCGCGGGGGCCGCGCUCCUCGCUGGGGCUGGGUACUGGUUCAUCUUCCGCCACCGCCGAAACGGGGCGUCGCCCUCGGGUCCAGGAGAGGCGGAGAAGUACGGUGAACAGCGCUCGCAGGACGGCCGCGACGCCGCGGCCGACAAUGGACGACAUUCGUUCGCGUGGACUGCAGCCAAGCUCCCCGAGGCCGCGCCGCUGAUCUACGAUCCCGACGACCCACGGACGUUCCCUCCUCCGAUCUCCACGGACGUCUCUGCUACGUUCGGCCCGGGGGUCUCCGGCAUAGGGCACAACCCGGCCGAGUUCUCAGUUCCUGAAGCUCAAAGCACUUAUCACAGUCGACCGGAACUUUAA